This is a messenger RNA of Schistocerca serialis cubense, 1086 nucleotides long. Its product is annotated as proline-rich proteoglycan 2-like. The transcript has a single exon. Bases 1 to 1086 code for a protein of 361 amino acids. NCBI's taxonomy places the organism in Eukaryota, Metazoa, Arthropoda, Insecta, Orthoptera, Acrididae. The record is from RefSeq and is a predicted model, not a curated record.
AUGUCGCCACCUGACGAUGGCACAGUAUUUCGGCGAUCAGACAUGUCGCCACCUGACGAUGGCACAGUAUUUCGGCGAUCAGACAUGUCACCACCUGACGAUGGCACAGUAUUUCGGCGAUCAGACAUGUCGCCACCUGACGAUGGCACAGUAUUUCGGCGAUCAGACAUGUCGCCACCUGACGAUGGCACAGUAUUUCGGCGAUCAGACAUGUCACCACCUGACGAUGGCACAGUAUUUCGGCGAUCAGACAUGUCGCCACCUGACGAUGGCACAGUAUUUCGGCGAUCAGACAUGUCGCCACCUGACAAUGGCACAGUAUAUCGGCGAUCAGACAUGUCGCCACCUGACAAUGGCACAGUAUAUCGGCGAUCAGACAUGUCGCCACCUGACGAUGGCACAGCAUUUCGGCGAUCAGACAUGUCGCCACCUGACGAUGGCACAGUAUUUCGGCGAUCAGACAUGUCACCACCUGACGAAGGCACACUAUUUCGGCGAUCAGACAUGUCACCACCCGACGAAGGCACAGUAUUUCGGCGAUCAGACAUGUCGCCACCUGACGAUGGCACAGUAUUUCGGCGAUCAGACAUGUCACCACCUGACGAUGGCACAAUAUUUCGGCGAUCAGACAUGUCGCCACCUGAUGAUGGCACAGUAUUUCGGCGAUCAGACAUGUCACCACCUGACGAUGGCACAGUAUUUCGGCGAUCAGACAUGUCACCACCUGACGAUGGCACAGUAUUUCGGCGAUCAGACAUGUCGCCACCUGACGAUGGCACAGUAUUUCGGCGAUCAGACAUGUUGCCACCUGACGAUGGCACAAUAUUUCGCACACCUGACGAUGGCACAGUAUUUCGGCGAUCAGACAUGUCGCCACCUGACGAUGGCACAGUAUUUCGGCGAUCAGACAUGUCACCACCUGACGAUGGCACAGUAUUUCGGCGAUCAGACAUGUCACCACCUGACGAUGGCACAGUAUUUCGGCGAUCAGACAUGUCGCCACCUGACGAUGGCACAAUAUUUUAUCGAUCAGACAUGUCGCCACCUGAUGAUGGCACAAUAUUUCGGCGAUCAGACAUUUCGUGA